GUGUUUUCGAAAACUUUUUAAAAUCUUCAAUUCGGAGUUGUUUACAACAUGGAUGGAGCCAAUGACAGACCAGAGGAUAUGUCAGCAGAUAGUGACAUCAAUACUGGUUACCCUUUGUUAAAUACAGAUUCAGGGAUCACAAUUGAUACUCCGGAUUAUGCCCAAAUAAGGCAAGAUCGGAUGGACCGCAAUCGCGAGACAAUGAAGGCUUUGAACCUGAUGAUAGCAAAGGAUAUCAUCCCACAGGACAGAGCUUGCAGCGGGCUUCACAACAAUACUAAUAAUGACACACGGACAAGAGAGGACAGGGCCGCUACUUGUAUUCAGAGACACUACAGGGGCCACCUGGGUCGCCAGCAAUACAUCAACAAACUUUAUGAAAAAUUUGAAAAGGAGGAAGCUUUGCGGCAUAUGAAAAUGUUAGAUCAGCUGGAAGAAGGAGAACUGCUUGUUGAAAGCCACCGACUUGAGGUACAGAUCGAAGAUGACAUCACACUACGAAAAAAUAAAGCCAGAAAAAGAGAGGCAGAUAUCAUAACUAUACAGCGUGCAUGGAGGCAUUAUCGAGAACGACAACAGGCUCGAGGUGAAGAAUCUGAAAGUGAGGCCUCGGUAUCUGACAUUGAAAUCACAGAAAUUCAAGAUGACCACCAGAUGUCAGUGUCCUCUCCCGAAGAUAAUCCAACUGAUACAAAAUCUGACUUUAAUAAUCAGCCAAUCAAAACACUCCGUGACAUUGAGUGCGAAUCUGUAUUGUCAGAUUAUUCCGAAAUGGGUUACCCAUUGAAAGAAGUUUUGGCACAAAAUGGCGGAACUUAUAUGCGCUCCAGUCGUGAAUCCUCCACUGAAAAAGAGGCUGGUAAAAAAUUGGAUGCUUCUGUGUUAACCCGAGCCCCUGAUGAAACUGAGGAUGAAUUUACAAGACGAUUACGUAAAAUGAAUUAUUUAAGUUUAGCACAAGAAUUUGCAGAACUAAAGAAAACAGACGAGAAUGCUUUACCAUUUGGUUUGCGCCAGAACGCACAAGAUGCAAAUACUCCUACGAGUGAAAGCUCAAUGGACGAAUCAAAUUCAGGCUCAAUAACGGCCACAUGUACACCUAGUGAACCAAACAAAGACUUUCCUGAAAAAAUUGCAAAUAAUACUAAUAACCAACCAAAGAUAGCCUGGGGAGAAACGAGCGCAAAUCCAAACCAAAAACGAAAUCCAUUUGACGAACCAACCAAAGAACAACCAAUCAAAACCCUGCAGGCAAAUCCUGCAUUUUUUGAAAGACAUGACAAAGACACGCAAGUAAUACAGGAUAAUACACUACAGAUGAAUCCAGCUUUUUUCGAAACUUUGAAUCAAAAAACCG
This is a messenger RNA of Owenia fusiformis, 1357 nucleotides long. The record is from the annotation of a GenBank genome assembly. NCBI's taxonomy places the organism in Eukaryota, Metazoa, Annelida, Polychaeta, Sabellida, Oweniidae.